AAAUUAUAUGCGUUAUGUGCGCUCAAGGGCUGGAUUGAAUGCGAAAAUGUUAAGGGACAUUUACAAAUCAUCCAUUUUCUGAGACUGACCAACAAACAACCCAAAGGAAGUCAUGGCGGUGACCAGCUACAAGGAGGUGUCUUUACGGGAUAGGCUAGUAUUCUAUCUCGCUGUGCCCUUUGUCGUCCCGAGCAUCGUGGUUUCUUGCCUGGCUACGCGUUUGCUGAGAUCAAGUGAUUACAGCAUCUCACAGGACGUUUUGCUGGCACUCGUCCGCAGGUAUUUAAAGAUCCUUUUGAAGGAGAAAAGAAUCUAUGUUGGCCUUUGAUAUUUAGGACGUUGGCUUAUGUCUUGUUUUAUUAUAGGCUACGAAUGAUGCCGUUGUCUAUAAGACGAAAACUUGGACAGCAAGACCAUCUCGCUGCUAUACGAGCCUCGCAUCGGUUUUCAGAACGAAGCCCGGUGCUAUGUGAAAAGGUAUCAAGGCAACCACAUUUUGAGGGAUAUUGGGUAUGUAGAGGAUCAAUCAAAGGUCCCCAGAAGCCGCCAUGUAAAUCAAAUGUUGUCUUACUCUGGCUGCACGGAGGUGGCUAUAUAACUGGAACAGCACUCGCUGGAGUGGCUCGAUUGUUGCGGAUCGCAGAAAUGGUAGAAGAACAGAACCUAACCAUAAGCAUUUUUGCAUUGGAAUACUCUCUCACCCCAGAAGCACAAUUUCCAGCGCAGGUGGAGGAGGCGAUUUCCGCCUACAGAUACCUGAUUAAAGAGGAGAGAAUUAAUCCUAACAGUAUCUUCGUCUUAGGAGAGUCAGCUGGGGGACACUUGGCUUUGUCGCUUGCAUAUGGCUUACAUCUACAAGAGAUAUCUAGACCCGGCAAAGUCGGGCUACUUUACCCUUGGGUCAACUUGAGCAAUUCGGGUUCUAGCUUCCACACGAAUAAGUACAGUGACUGCCUCGACAAAGAAGAUCUAGACCGUGGCGUUGACUGGCUUCUUGGAAAAGAUGGGCGAUUGGUAUUCGCCGACUUUCUUAAUUUUGCAUCGUCUCCUCGCCCCAAAGGCAUGCAUUGGGCUGACAUUUUGCCAUCGACGUGGGUUACUAUUGGUGGUAAUGAUUUGUUAAUUUCAGAUGUAUCUGACUUCGUGGAGGCUGCCAGAAAAGAUGGCGUUUUAGUUGAUUUUCAUAUUGAGCCUGCGAUGCCUCACGGCUGGCUAAACUAUCGAGACUCGCGUUCUGCGAAUAAAUAUUUAAGUUUAUUUCCGAGUGAAGAUGCGACGUCUCUAUUACGCGGCAGUGAAACAAUCGCAGGAGUCAUUUGUGCCUAUGCUCGUUCAUGCAGAGCUCAGAAAUAGUUUAACUUUUCUGAACUGGCAUUCUGAAAGAAAGCAUUUUAAAUUAAUUCAUAUAUCAAUUAAUAUAAAU
This is a messenger RNA of Talaromyces proteolyticus, 1423 nucleotides long. RefSeq names its product Alpha/Beta hydrolase protein. Bases 373 to 1353 code for a protein of 326 amino acids. The transcript has a single exon. Lineage: Eukaryota; Fungi; Ascomycota; Eurotiomycetes; Eurotiales; Trichocomaceae. The record is from RefSeq and is a predicted model, not a curated record. Gene Ontology annotation, molecular function: hydrolase activity.